GCUCGCGUCACGUGGCCGCGAUGGAGGGAGGGGGGCAGCUGCUCAGCUGUUCGCCCGUCUCUGGCGGUGUGAGUCGAAGCCGCUGCUCAGCGUCUCCCAUUUCUCUUACGUCGCUGUUUAUUGCCCAAUUUUUUUUGGUUUGUUUCAGUCGACUAUUUGUUUGUUGUUGUUGUUGUUUGUUGUUGAGCUCGAUGUGAUUGCUUCGUUUCGCCUUCUUCGCGCCUGUAUCGACCCGCGUGUCGGUAACAACAACCACCACCAUCAGCCCGCCCGCCUCUCUCUCUCCGCGUGUUGGUGAGUGGCCGCCAGCCACAUCGCAAUGGGCGACAAAAGAAGCCCCACAAGGCCGAAGAGACAGGCGAAGGCUCUGUUUGAGGAGGCAUACUGGGACUGCAGCGUGUGCACGUUCAGGAACAGGGCGGAGGCGUUCAAGUGCAGCAUCUGCGACGUGCGGAAAGGCACGUCCACACGGAAGCCCCGACUGAAUUCACAGCUCGUCGCCCAGCAGGUGGCUCAGAAGUUCAGUGUUCCCACCAAGAAGGAGAAGAGGGAGCGCGGUGAGAAAGAGAAGCUGGACAAAGACAGGGAGGCGUCUUCCAGCACAAGCAAGAGGAAUCUCAACAAAAAAACAAGACCCAAGCUGAAGAACAUCGACAGGAGCAGUGGGCAGCAGCUCGCCGUCACCGUGGGCAACGUCACCGUCAUCAUCACCGACUUCAAGGAGAAGAAGCCCACGGCAGGUGCCGGCGCGGGGGCGUCGGGCCCCAAGGGACCCUCGGCGGGCGGGGCGGCCCGGGGCGGUUCGGAGAGGGGCGGCUCCAGCUCCGACAGCAACACGGAGAGAGAUGAGCCCUCGCACCCGACCUCGCCGCAGAGGGACGAGUCGCUGAGCGGAGACUCGCACUGAAGCGGCGGCGGUGGAGGUGGCGGCGUUAGGGGAAGUGGGGGGGGGGGGGGGGGGGGGCGGUGGCGAGCGUAGGAAUCCGUCGCAGAUUGAUUUGCGUGCCGUUAAGUCUCUUUAAAGUGCUCGGAGAGCGGCGAAAUUUCAAUUUGGCUUCUUUUUGGCAGGCCCAAAAAAUAGUGCCGUGUUUUUAUCGCUGUAUGCAUUUGCACCGGAACUACACUGAGAAUCAGUUUUUAUAGCCGAGGUAAAUGUGUGCCUUGGUCAACCAUAUUUUUCCCAACUUCUACUAGUAUUUUAAAACAUUAUAAAAUGCUGCAUAAGCAUCUCUUAUACCAGCAGUGUUUUUUUUUUCAUAGGCUGUAUCAUGCCUACUUUUCAGUGUACAGAAAUUUAAGGUCAAUUCACCAAUGAACUUGUAUAUGCCACAUUUCACUGUGAUAAACCUCAGCACAAACAUUGGGUGCUGAUGAGCCAAAACUGAUCUGACAUUUGAGACUGUCAAACAAAAGUUAGUAGUUAAUUUAGAGCAAUAAGUGCUUUCAAAAUAGGAAACAAAUGUAAAAUCUGUUGGUGCUAAUGUUUUGGCCUAAAAAAAAAAGUACGUGUUUAUUUAUACGUAAACAAUGGAGCUGAACCUUUUUUACUUUAAUAACAUACGUGUCAUUUUAGUAUAACAAGUGAAUAGUAGUGGCUCCACAGCACACACUGGCACUGCAAAUAAUCUGCAUUGCUCAGUAAAUACAAAGCUUCUAUUCAAUUUGGCUGUGUAAAAGACAAUGGCGUUUUUACAAUACAGUACAGGGAUUUCAGACGGUUAACUUUAUAUAUUGCUGUCCGUAAACAGUUGUUUUCUCUUGCGGUUGUCCCCUUUGCAAUGCGUGGCAAGAGUACGUUCGUGGUGCCUUGUGUUUGUACAUACUAUAUCGGUGGCUGUGUCGUGGUGUGCGCUUCUGUGCUGUUGGCUGUGCCAGUUGCUAUGCGAGACGUUUUUCUUCGGCCAUGGCACGGCAUUGAAAUGUGGGAGGGCUUGCUUGCCGCAUGCAAUUUGAACACGUUCUCAUGAUCUGACCGAGUGCAGCACAUAUUCGGCCUGGCAAGUGAGGGCACAUUGACGCUUGCCCAAUUAACCGUUUGUACCUGGGAUAUGAUUAAGCCAUAGGUGUGCACUCCACAAUGUCGGUGUGAUUAUCAGAAAGAUAAUGAACCCUGAUUUAAAGCUUUCGUGACUGCAGGGAUUUAUAUUCUUGGUUCUUUCGGUAAAGUCACGUAGAAGGGAAACAAUAAAUAAUAAAAAUAUAAAACAAUACAAUUCUCACGACGUUUCGACUGCAACACAAGCAGUCAUCAUCAGGUGUGAAAACCACAGCAAGAAAAUUAGAAAAAUUAUUGUUUCCCUUCUACGUGACUUUACCAAAAGAACCAAGAAUAUAAUGAACCCUGCUAAAUGCACAUGGUUCUGUAAAUUCCAUGCUGCCCAGUUUGUUACGGACACCCGCUUAACAUUCGGUUUUUGGAGUAUAAUUGAUUGUAUCUGCAUUAAUUUGCGUGUGAGUUGAACCGCACGCUCCCUUAGCAUGCGUCGUACAAGCAACAGCGUCACACCGAGCUUGUAAAGUGCAAUCUUGGCACGGUAUUCGUGAAAUCUAGACCACAGAUUGGAUUGUGAGGUUCCCAUCAUGUGAAUUGCAUCCUUUUGCUGUAUGGGGUCUUGGAUCGGUGUGGUGGUUGGUAGGGUUCACACUAGGGUGAGAUUUAAUCGACCUUCAUGUUGGGACUGCUGAGUUGUGAACAAAUGCAGUCACACUCCACACACCGAUGCAUAAUCUGUUAAAUAUGAAGGGAGGGAAAUAAAUGUCUCACUUCAUAGUCGAGGGUGAGACGGAUCUGCGUGGAAUGUGCUGUAUGGCCAACCGUUAUUAGGAAAGACAAGCCCUGAAAAGGACUGAGAAAUAAAAAAAAAUGAAAACUGUACUCUCAUAGAAAAUAAUGGCAAGAGCUCAAUGUAUCUUACCUCUCCAUAUGCUGUGGGACACUGGCAUUGUGUUAACUGAGCAUAGUAGUUGGCACCUUCAUUGCUUGGAAUAAACUUGAUGGAACUUGAAUGGAAUGAAAUGGAAGUACUCUAUAGAAAUACUUAAAUAUAUACCUAUAAUAGAAAUUAUUGUGCAAAUUCGAAUACAUAUAUAUUGUAGUCUGUUGCUUUGUAUUUCAGCUAUGCAUUCGUAUAUUCUUGAUUCUGUAACAAUGCCUCUACGGGAAGUUUGUUAGUGUUUUACCUGUUAACUAUUGGUGUUGAGAAAAAAAAUAACAUUGUAUUAAAUCUUGCAGCCCUUAAGGAAAGCAAUUCCUAAAGGUGAAGAUGCAGAGUUUGAAUAUAUAUUUCUGGUGCGUCUAAAAUCUCAAUCAUAGUGUAGUUUUAAAUGAAAGCCUUUCCAAUGCCACUUGACGUCCACCAGACCUGUCAUAAUCAAUUUAAACUAUGGAACAAUAAAACAAAAUAAUAGCCCUACUGUGAAAUCGUAACUCACAAGAAAAAAAAACCAUUAAUGUGAUCCCUUGCAUAUUUAUUGGUGCUAGUGCAAAAGCAUGCCUCAUGUAAAACCGAUAUUGUGGUAUGUUUUAUGUGUGUAGUCGUUUAAGCCCUCAUUAAUAUCCACAUCAAUCGUGCCCUUGUACUUAAAGCACUUACACGUGGCUAAAUUAAUUUCGGUAAUUGUUUUGUGUCUUAUGAGAGACUAAUUAUUGCCGUGCAUUGCAUUGACGUGCAUAUGUGUGCAUGUGUGUUUGCGUGUGCUGUACCGUAUGUGCACAAUACAAUACUUUUGUUGUGACGAAACAUAACCGAGUGUGUUAUGGCAAGACGCGUACGUGACGUGGAAAAAUAAAAUGCGUCUGUAAUAAUCAAUGACUGAUAAUUUACAAUGAUGCAUAGUGGAAUUUAUUGUGACUAUCAGUAUGCAAAUACGAUUACAAUGAGUGUGUGUGCGCAUGCAUAUAAAUGUACACAGUAAUACCACGACUUGCCAGAUUUUUUCUUUUUGCAUUUCCGCACUUCGGAUUAGGUUGGCUCUGUACUGUGUGAAAGAAGUUCAACAUGCAUGCGUACACACAUUUAGCCGGACCAAUGCCAGACAAACGACACACUCAUUUGGCGCACCGAUCGGUGCUCCCAGAGCACCAGGCUGCAGGGCAUUGCGGGGCCCACAGUUACUGUGGCCCAGACGUAUCGUAAACCGUGUGUGCUGUGUGGGGCUCCCUGUAAAGAUGCCCUCUUGUCUUCUUGCUUUCGCAUCUUUACGCGGUUUGUUUUUCUCCCGCCCCUUCAUUGCUUUUGCCUUCCCCCGGAUUCUCUCGCCUUCUGCCACGGUGGUCGGUUGUUGCGUCACGUUCUCUGGUUGUGCUUGUUCGCUGCUUAUUUUUGCUUGUCGGAGUUGCGAUACGGUUUUUUUUUCUUCUUCUUCUAUACACAUGUAUUUUCUUUUACGGUCGAGUAAAUGUAUUUAAAAAAGAAAUUACUUCAAAUUAUUGUAUUCGCUGUAUGUUUUUAAUGGUAGGUUUUAUUUCGAGGGUUAUUGCAUUAUCGCAUUAUUUUGAUUAUUUUUUUUGCAGCUGGCUAGACCGAGGCUCCCCUCGCCCCCCCCCCCCCCUCGCCGCUUUAUUAGUCUGGCUCGCCGAGGUUUAACCGUAUGCAUAUCGAUCAACAGCUGUGAUGCUACACAACCCCAAAUAAGAGGUUUCCCUCGCUUCAUGCGCUGAGAUGCUCUCCGAAAAAAAGACGCGCAGCAAAGCAGAAACGUCACGUGAGGAGGCAGCUGCCUGCUGAGGAGCGUACGAAGUAGACACAACGCUGUCCCACGUUCCCACCACAUCACCGCAAUGUCGAGUGAAUGCAAACCGCACGGAGCGUAAUUGUUGCUUAGAAGUAGGUUCGGAGCGCGAGAUCGCACAAGUCGAACCUGCGUCGAGCGAGGGAAACCUGUAUCUCGCGAAAUUUAAGUGGCACGUUUUAAAAUAUAACGUAGGACAGCGGCCAGGUGGUUUGAGUCACCGCUGAGCUCUCUCGGCAAAUUGCGUUUGAAUAGAAGUGAGCUGUCCAUGAUCAAACCAGGUUCUCAAUUUAAAGUGAUGGUUUGAGCCUGGUCACUCAUAACUACAACUACAACAAAACAAACGAUUGCUUUGAACGUUUUGCUUAUUUUUGGAAGAAUAAUUUAACUUUUGAGAAAUACACCAAUUUUACUUGCCGUGUGAUGAGAAUUGUUUUUCUGUAGCACGGCGAGCUGGAAAGUUCAGCCCCCCACCCCCUGUUGUGUCUGAAAGAGGCCACAUUUUAGAACUAGUGCUGAGAUGUCUCCUCCUGGCUUUUGUCUACCCAGAAUUGUUGCACUGCUCUGCAAGAAUCCCACAAUGGAUGGAUACUUUGUCUCAUGACAUAACAUAAAUUGGAA
Molecule: messenger RNA, 5352 nt
Organism: Petromyzon marinus (sea lamprey)
Lineage: Eukaryota; Metazoa; Chordata; Hyperoartia; Petromyzontiformes; Petromyzontidae
Product: YY1-associated factor 2-like
Biological process (GO): positive regulation of DNA-templated transcription
Cellular component (GO): nucleus
Molecular function (GO): DNA binding; transcription coregulator activity
Source: RefSeq, a predicted model, not a curated record